This is a messenger RNA of Mercenaria mercenaria, 2009 nucleotides long. RefSeq lists its product as uncharacterized. The transcript has 6 exons. The record is from RefSeq and is a predicted model, not a curated record. NCBI's taxonomy places the organism in Eukaryota, Metazoa, Mollusca, Bivalvia, Venerida, Veneridae. The coding region runs from base 31 to 1227 and encodes 398 amino acids.
GAAAGCAGCGAAUAUCAAAUAAAUAUUUGUAUGGACUUCUUGUUUUGUGGUCUUAUGCAAAAAUGUCCGGUGAUAGACUUGUAUCAGAAACCGGAAGUGUUUUUACGGGAAGAAAAUAAGAAUAAUGAACAAUUCAGAUUCUGUACUCUGGAUAUGGCGCAACUUCUAGUAAUUCCGCCACGCUUACACGUUCUGUCAUCUAAACUUAAACGUGAUCGAGAUAUACAGAAACAGAUAAAUGACAUAGCAAGAAAAGCCAGAACGGCUGCGGAAUCGUUCAAAUCUGCGAUUUCUAAAGAAGGAAGUGCAGUUUUACUUCAGAAAACAUUGUUCAUAACAAGCUCAUCAAACGAUAUCAGUAUUGCAGAUAUGCAACGCGCCUUAAAUGCUGCAACACAAGCGUUGACUGCAACAAGCGACAUUGUUGUCAGCCUGCAAAGAGACAUUCAUAGCAGCAUUGAAAUUUGUAGAGGUCGAAAAGGUCAUUAUGAAUCAGAACUGGACACUAUUCUGUCAAGAAUAUCUAACAUGUGGACUGAAAUAGAAAGUCUUGAGGUCAUUAUCACAAUACAUGAGGAUGAAGCGACAUCAUUAUCUGUAGAGGCAGUGGAACUUAACAAAAGGGUGUACGAUAUGAAGAAAGCUGCCAAAAAGAAGAGAAAACAUGUUGAAACAACUGGUCUCAUUGGCGGAAUUGUUGGACUUGCACUGGCUCCUUUUACAGGUGGAACAAGUUUAGCUCUGGCCACUGCAGCUACAGGUAUUAGUGCUGCGGUUAAUUUGCCCCGCGCUGAUACGUAUGAGAAAACUGCUUCUAGGCUACACAAUGACGCCGAGAGGAAAACAGUAAAGGUUGAAGAACUCACGUCUCAGAAAUCAGAGUUGAUGAAACAAAAAUCUUCUCUUGAAUCUGAAAUGGGACCAGUUCAGUCCAGAACAGAAAGUUUGACAGAGGCAUCUAAUGUCCUUCAGCAAGUGACAAGCUUCCUGCUCCCAACAAUCCAUGCCAUUGAUGUUCUUCUGCAUGCUUUCCAGGACAUGAGCACAGCAAUUGAGGACGCAUCACUACAAAACAAUUCGUUUGAAAUUAUUCGACUUGCGUUUUCAAGCACACCCAAGCGCAUUGAGGGUCGUUCAUCGCCGUACCUCGAUCGGCUUAUGGAAAAAUGGGAACAGUUGGAAGGAAUAUUGCUACAACAUGGAGCUCAGAAUUUUCAGUUGAAGUAAUAAGUAAUCUUUACGGUCAUCAGAUAGAAAACCCAGAGUAACAAAGUUAAAAAGAAUUCUUGACCAUUUCUCUAAUUUUCUGUCCAAAUCAGAGCAUCAUGACAUUGUCACCAUUUGAUUCUAUCUGAUUCUUCGUUUUAAGAGUCGCAAAGAGAAUAUAUUUGAAAUUGAUACAGUCUAUUGAAGUGACUUCUGUUGUAUGUAGAAAAUUGCCCCUUUGACUAUCUUUCAAAUGAAUAUCGUUGGAAAACUCAUGAAUAUUUUUGUGAAAGGGAAAUAAUCAUAUUAUAUACAUGCAAACAUUAGUGCCACUUUGUCUCGUCUGAUAGAUCUUGCUUUCAGCUACUUACACACAAAGGAGAAAUAGUUCUGUCUAUUAGAAUUUUCUUUAUUUUCACCAGUUUUGCAAGACCGGUGUCUUUAUCUGUUAUCAAAACAUGAUUCGUUUGUAUGAUGAUGUUUAACUAUGUCAGAAAUUGUUGAAAUAUUCUGUUGCUACUUAACACAACAAAAUCAACACAGAAUCUUACUGUGUUUAUUAUAUUAUAUAUGCUUUGAUGGAAAACUUUCAAAUGAGUCGUCUCCCUUAAACAUUGCUAUCUCAAAACAUUGCACGACAACCUAUUAUUUUAAUUGCUGAUAUAUGACACUUACAUGUAAUUUCAGUAUACAGGAAAGCUACAUGAAAAUCUGUCUGUUAGAAAAAUACUGCCAUAUGUGCUUUCUAAUAUUUCUUAAUGAGUCAGAAUACUUAAAGAUAAAUAAAAGAAUGGGAUAAUCUU